Anolis sagrei ordinatus is the source of this 2905-nucleotide messenger RNA. It is a transcript of the gene ORC1, whose product is annotated as origin recognition complex subunit 1. Lineage: Eukaryota; Metazoa; Chordata; Lepidosauria; Squamata; Anolidae. Gene Ontology annotation, molecular function: ATP binding; ATP hydrolysis activity; chromatin binding. Gene Ontology annotation, biological process: mitotic DNA replication checkpoint signaling; DNA replication initiation. Gene Ontology annotation, cellular component: nuclear origin of replication recognition complex. The record is from RefSeq and is a predicted model, not a curated record.
CCGGGGCGGGGCCAACCCGCUUUGGCGCGAAGUUUCGUCCUAAGGAGGGAGGGAAAGAGGAAGGAAGAGAGAGUCCUCGCGCUUCACAUCAGGAUUUUUUCUCCCUGGUGAAGAGGAGCAUUCAAAGGGGCAGAAAACAUGAACAGAAGAAGCCAGAGGAAACGCAUCUACACAUGGAUUGGGAAAGCCUUCUCUGUAGACAAACAAUUGCAGAUCUCCCAUUAUAGGGGAAUAGCUGUUAAAUCAGCAGAAAGUGUUGCUGUGAUCUGCAUUUUCCUUGGGGAAUUUAUUUUAAUAGAAUCUGAGGAUACAAAUGAACUGCUUGUGGCAAGACUCAUAAAAUUAUAUGAAGAUGCUGCUCAGGAAAAGCAUGCAAUUGUGGAAUGGUUCACUCACAUUGUGGAUAUACCUCUCAAACAGCGGUUGUCUUUGGGACAAGAGGCUCCUCAUGAGAUAUUUUUAAAUAAAAACACUGAACAAGAUACCAGCAUACUCGUUACAUCUAUUAUUAGUAAUGUUACGGUUGUUCCAUUAUCCCCAUGGGAAACGUUGCCUGCUGGGUUAAAUGAUGAAAAAAUCUUCUUCAUAAGAAAAUGCUGGGAUGGAAAGAGAUUUAAGCCAUUACCACCCGGUGUCCUGGCAGAGUUAAAAGACUCUGUGAAAUUGAAGAGUAGCGACAUGGAUUUUGCUACUGAGUGCCACCUGACUCCCUCACGCACUGUUUGCCCCCUGUCAGCAGAACCUGAACAGGUCAUUCAGAGUAUUAGAGAUGACGUGAAGAUCACCCCAGAAGUGGAAUCAAGACACUCAGCCUCAAAGUCUUCCCUGGCCAAGCGGAGAUACUCCCAGAGAAUAGCCAGUGGCAACCAUACCCCUGCAGUAAAGAAGAAACUACAGCUGAACAGUCCUACAAAUUCUCCCAGAAGCAGAUUUGCAGAACGUGAAAUAAUUGAGCUCUUAGACUCUGAUUUCAUUGAGCCUUUGAAGAGAUCAACUAUGAAACGAAAAGUGACAUUCAGUGACAUCAAGGGUUCUCCCUCAAAAAUACCUUUUGCUCAUGAUGAAGGAGAUCCAUUUCUAGACAUCAAACCCCUAGAAGACACAUCUGAAAGAGUUAAUGGAAACCUUUCGUCUCCAUGCAAGAGGAACAAAGAUGACCAUUCAAAAAAUAGGCAUUCAAUUGUGAAAAAGUGUGCCACAAAUGGUAUAGGCAAACAGGAUAAGAAGUGCAAGACAGCCAUAGAUCUGGAAGACUCUGAGAAAGAAGCAGUAAUUCCUGCAAGGAAAUUUAAGAAUCAGCAGAGUUUAUGCGAAGAUCAGGAAUUCAGAUCUAGAAGUCCAGCACUGACUCCACGGUCACGCAGAAAAUGUGCACGGAAAACUGCUAUUCGUAUUUCACAACAACUUGGUGUUUUAAAAACAGAUAAAGAUGAGAACGAUGAGGAGAGCUAUCUUCCUCAUUCAGAAAGUUCUGAUUCUGAGAGCAGUGAUGAGGAAGAAGAAGACAGAAGGGUGCUUCAUACACCUAAGAGACAACUGAGAUCUGCUUCAAAAAAUUUGAGGAAAUCGCCUCAUAGAAAAUCUGACAAGGACCCGAGCAAAACUCCUGAGCCAAGAACUCCCAAGGCACCACGGGACGCUACACCCAGGAUUCGAGUGCGAAAUCAAACCACUCCAAAGCCAGCCAAUGCACUUGAAGAGGCUAGAGUGAGGCUACAUGUAUCUGCUGUCCCAGAGUCCUUGCCUUGUCGUGAAAAAGAGUUCCAGGAUAUCUGUAACUUUAUAGAAAGCAAACUUAUUGAUCAGACAGGCGGGUGUAUGUACAUUUCUGGAGUUCCUGGUACAGGCAAAACAGCAACUGUUCAUGAGGUCAUUCAAUAUCUACAGAAGGCUGCAGAAAACGAUGAGCUACCAUCUUUUCAGUUUAUAGAGAUCAAUGGCAUGAAGUUGACAGAUCCACACCAAGCCUAUGUGCAGAUCUUAAAGUUAUUGACAGGCCAGAAGGCAACUGCAAGCCAUGCUGCUGAGCUCCUGGAGAAGAUGUUCUGCAAGUCUGGAUCUAAAAGGGAAACUAUAGUACUUGUGGUAGAUGAGCUUGACCUCUUGUGGACCAGAAAACAAAAUGUGAUGUACAAUCUCUUUGACUGGCCAACCCAAAAAAAUGCCAGGCUGAUCGUUUUAGCCAUCGCUAACACUAUGGAUUUGCCAGAGAGAAUCAUGAUGAACAGAGUAGCCAGCAGGCUGGGUCUUACCAGAAUGUCUUUCCAGCCAUAUACCUUCAAACAGCUACAGAAGAUUAUCUCAUCCAGGAUGGGCCAAUUGAAAGCAUUUGAGGAGGAUGCAAUUCAGCUUGUUUCCAGAAAGGUUGCGGCAUUAUCUGGUGAUGCGAGGCGUUGCCUUGAUAUCUGCAGAAGGGCCACAGAGAUCUGCGAACAGAAAAGUGACUCGGGACUUGUUGGCAUGGCACACGUUAUGGAAGCCAUAGAUGAAAUGUUCUCAUCUUCUUAUAUAAGCGCAAUUCGGAACGCAUCCCUACAGGAGCAAAUCUUCCUAAAAGCAAUAAUUGCGGAAUUUCGCAGAUCAGGACUGGAGGAGGCUACAGUUCAACAGAUAUUUCACCAGCAUGUUGCACUGAGUAGAAUUGAAGGCCUGCAAACUCCCAACCUAUCAGACAUAAUGGCAAUUGCCUCGCGGCUUGGUGCUUGUAGGAUUUUGCUAUCCGAAUCCAGUCAUAAGUAUCUUCACAUGCGAGUCCGACUUAAUGUUAGCCAGGAUGACGUUAUGUAUGCUCUCAAGGAAGAAUGAAGCCAACUGUGCCCUGGUGGCAACACAUUUGUAUUAAAUGUCAAAGAUGUUUAUUUUAAGUAAUUGUGCUGAUUAAACUAACAUGUAGUUAAUCUUAAAA